Messenger RNA from Epinephelus lanceolatus (giant grouper), 7683 nucleotides. It is a transcript of the gene lrp4, whose product is annotated as low density lipoprotein receptor-related protein 4. Lineage: Eukaryota; Metazoa; Chordata; Actinopteri; Perciformes; Serranidae. The record is from RefSeq and is a predicted model, not a curated record. Gene Ontology annotation, cellular component: plasma membrane; signaling receptor complex; apical plasma membrane. Gene Ontology annotation, molecular function: protein binding; calcium ion binding; hormone binding. Gene Ontology annotation, biological process: receptor-mediated endocytosis.
GACCACAGGCAGCCUGUUCCCCUCAGAGUUAACUUUUUAAUCCCGGUUUUGUCGCGUUAUCACACACAAGAGGAGGAGGCGGAGGAGGUCGGUGAGAGAAAAGAGGCAAAGAACUCAGUCAUGGUAUGAGGUUAGCGCGAGAGCCGGGAGCGUCUGACUUGCAACAGAAGCCCGUUGAUAUUUAACUGUGAGAAGAAGAAGAAGGAGAAGAAGAAGAGGAGGAGGAAGGAGAGAGGGGGGAAAAGGGAAAGGGAAGCCCGGAGACGCGAGAGAAAAGCGGGGUACAAGAUGCAGCUGGCCGCGGUGCUGUGGGGCUCCCUGGUAACUUUGCUGCUCAGCCGGAGUCCAGGAGUUCAGGGCAGCGCUGAGUGCUCGUGCGGGAGGAACCACUUCACAUGUGCGGUCAGUGCAUUCGGGGAGUGUACCUGCAUCCCGGCCCAGUGGCAGUGUGACGGAGACAACGACUGUGGGGACCACAGCGACGAGGACGGAUGCAUGCUCCCCACCUGCUCGCCGCUGGACUUCCACUGCGAUAAUGGCAAAUGUAUCCGCCGCUCCUGGGUGUGUGACGGAGACAACGACUGCGAGGAUGACUCCGACGAACAGGACUGCCCUCCCAGAGAGUGCGAAGAGGACGAGUUUCACUGCCAGAAUGGCUACUGUAUUCGCAGCCUCUGGCACUGCGAUGGCGACAACGACUGUGGGGACAACAGUGACGAACAGUGUGACAUGCGGAAAUGCUCGGACAAAGAGUUCCGCUGCACAGAUGGCAGCUGUAUCGCUGAACACUGGUACUGUGAUGGAGACACGGACUGUAAGGACGGAUCAGAUGAGGAAAACUGCCCCUCAGAUGUGAUGGCAGCCACCUGCAGUGUGGAGGAGUUCCAGUGUGCAUACGGCCGCUGUAUCCUGGACAUUUACCACUGUGACGGAGACGACGACUGCGGAGACUGGUCAGAUGAGUCGGACUGCUCUUCCCACCAGCCAUGCAGAUCAGUUGAGUUCAUGUGCAGUAGUGGGAUGUGCAUCAACGCCGGCUGGAGGUGUGACGGCGAAUUCGACUGUGACGACCAGUCGGAUGAGAAGAACUGCACCACGUCCAUGUGCACAGCCGAUCAGUUCCGCUGCGGCACUGGACGCUGCGUCCGGUUGUCAUGGAGAUGCGAUGGCGAGCCUGACUGCUCCGACCGCAGUGAUGAAGAGGGCUGUGAGAAAACUGAGAGUCCCCCGUGUGCUCCUGAUCAGUUCCAGUGUGGGAACGGACGCUGUAUCGGUCAGAGGAAGGUGUGCAAUGAGGUCAACGACUGUGGAGACGGGACUGACGAACACCCACAUCAUGACUGCCGUCCGCGCUCCAGCGAGGGCAACUGUAACCAGAAUAACGGAGGCUGCUCCCAGAAGUGUCAGAUGGUGAGAGGACUGGUCCAGUGCACCUGUCACACUGGAUACCGACUGAUGGACGACGGCAAAGCCUGCCAGGAUGUGGACGAGUGUGCCGAAGAAGGCUACUGCAGCCAGGGCUGUACCAACACGGAGGGGGGGUUCCAGUGCUGGUGUGUCCAGGGCUACGAGCUCCGACCUGACAAGCGCAGCUGCAAAGCUCUGGGUCCAGAGCCGGUGCUGCUGUUCGCCAACCGCAUCGACAUCCGUCAGGUUUUGCCGCACCGCUCCGAGUACACCCUGCUGCUCAACAACCUGGAGAAUGCCAUCGCCCUGGACUUCCACCACAGUCGCGAGCUGGUCUUCUGGUCCGACGUGACGCUGGACCGCAUCAUGAAGGCCAACCUCAACGGCUCCAACGUGGAGGAGGUCGUCUCCACUGGUCUGGAGAGCCCAGGUGGACUGGCCAUAGACUGGAUCCAUGACAAGUUGUACUGGACAGACUCAGGAACGUCCCGUAUCGAGGUGGCAAACCUGGACGGGACACACCGCAAGGUGCUGCUGUGGCAGAACAUGGAGAAGCCCCGAGCCAUUGCUCUGCACCCCAUCGAGGGUAAGAUCUACUGGACGGACUGGGGCAACACACCUCGCAUCGAGUACGCCAACAUGGAUGGCUCCAACCGGCGGGUCAUCGCAGACACACACCUGUUCUGGCCCAACGGCCUCACCAUUGACUACGCUGGCCGCCGCAUGUACUGGGUGGACGCCAAGCACCAUGUCAUCGAGAGGGCAGACUUGGAUGGACGCAAUCGCAAGGCCGUCAUCAGCCAAGGCCUACCUCACCCGUUUGCCAUCACAGUGUUUGAGGACAGCCUAUACUGGACUGACUGGCACACCAAGAGCAUCAACAGCGCCAAUAAAUUCACCGGCAAGAACCAGGAGAUCAUUCGCAACAAGCUGCACUUCCCCAUGGACAUCCACACCCUGCACCCCCAGAGGCAGCCCGCAGGAGGCAGAAACCGCUGUGGCACCAACAACGGAGGCUGCAGCCACCUGUGUCUCCCCAGCAACAAGACGCAUACCUGCGCCUGUCCCACCGGCUUCAAGAAGGUGGACCACAACAACUGUGCCAACGGUCUUGACAAGUUCCUGCUUUUUGCCCGAAGGACGGACAUCCGACGAAUCAGCUUCGACACAGAGGACAUGUCCGAUGACGUCAUCCCUCUGGCUGACGUGCGCAACGCUGUGGCACUGGACUGGGACGACAAAGACGGCUACAUCUACUGGACGGACGUCACCACCGACUCCAUUAACAGAGCACUGUGGAAUGGCACCAAGCAGGAGGUGGUGGUGGACACCAGUCUGGAGAGCCCAGCAGGUUUGGCGAUUGACUGGGUGACCAACAAGCUCUACUGGACCGAUGCUGGUACAGAUCGUAUCGAGGUGUCUAAUGCUGAUGGCAGCAUGCGGACUGUCCUGAUCUGGGAGAACCUGGACCGACCCAGAGACAUAGUCGUUGAUCCGAUUGGAGGUUUUAUGUACUGGACAGACUGGGGUGCCAACCCAAAGAUCGAGCGUGCAGGAAUGGACGCUUCCAGCCGCAUCGUCAUCAUUUCAUCUAAUCUGACGUGGCCCAACGGGCUCGCCAUUGACUAUGCGACCCAACGCCUGUACUGGGCCGACGCUGGCAUGAAGACUAUUGAAUUUGGCAACUUUGAUGGUUCUGAUCGACAGGUUUUGAUUGGCAGCCAGCUGCCUCAUCCCUUUGGCCUGACUGUACAUGAGGACAAGCUGUACUGGACAGACUGGCAGUCCAAGAGCAUCCAGAGCGCUGACAAGCUCACCGGCUUAGGACGGCACACACUGGCAGAAAACCUAGAGAACCUCAUGGACAUUCACAUGUUUCACCGGCACCGAGAGACAGUGCGAAACCCGUGUGCAGUGAAUAAUGGAGGCUGCAGCCACCUCUGUCUCCUGGCUCCUGCUCCCAAAGCCUCCAGCUGUGCCUGUCCCACUGGGAUCAACCUGCAGACAGAUGGGAAGACCUGCACGCCUGGGAUGAGCAGCUUCCUGAUCUUUGCACGGAGAACGGACAUCAGGAUGGUGUCUCUGGAUAUCCCCUACUUUGCUGACGUGGUUCUGGCUGUCAACAGCUCCAUGAAAAACACCAUCGCCAUCGGGGUCGACCCCAAAGAAGGAAAAGUCUAUUGGUCUGACAGUACGCUGAAGAAAAUCAGCCGGUCCAGCAUCAGCGGAAAAGAACAAGAAGACAUCAUAUCUACAGGGUUGGUGACGACUGAUGGCCUGGCGGUGGAUGCUGUUGGCAGGAAGAUCUACUGGACGGACACAGGAACCAACCGCAUUGAGGUUGCCAACCUCGACGGCUCCAUGAGGAAAGUUCUCGUCUGGCAAAGCCUGGACAGCCCUCGAGCCAUCGCCCUCUACCAUGAGAUGGGUUAUAUGUACUGGACAGACUGGGGUGAGCAUGCAAAGCUGGAGCGCUCUGCGAUGGAUGGAUCAGACCGCCUGGUCCUCAUCAGCAACAACCUGGGCUGGCCCAACGGCCUGGCUAUCGACAUGGCUGGCUCACAGUUACUGUGGGCUGACGCUCACACUGAGCGCAUCGAGGCAGCCGACCUGAAUGGGCAGAAUCGCCGCACCCUCGUGACUCCAGUCCAGCACCCGUACGGUUUAACCCUGCUGGGCUCCCACAUCUACUGGACCGACUGGCAGAGCCGCAGCAUCCAGAGAGCUGACAAGAACACGGGGACCAACACCAUCACGGUGCGAGCCAACCUGCCGGGCCUGAUGGACAUCCAGGCUGUGGACAGGGAGAGGCCUCUGGGUUUCAAUAAGUGUGGCAGGAGGAACGGCGGCUGCACCCACCUGUGCCUGCCCCGUCCCAACGGCACGUCCUGCGCCUGUCCCACUGGCAUCCUGCUCAAGGGAGACGGCAGGUCAUGUGACGACUCCCCGGAGUCGUUCCUGCUGUUCUCCAACCGCGUCAGCGUGCGCAGAAUCUCCCUCGACACCAAUGACCACACAGAUGUGCAUGUACCGGUGCCCGAGCUACACAACGUCAUCUCACUGGAUUACGACAGCGUGGACGGAAAGCUUUACUACACCGAUGUCACCCUGGAUGUUAUACGGCGUGCGAACUUGGAUGGCAGCGGCAUGGAGACGGUGAUCAGCCAGGGCCUGAAGACCACAGACGGGCUGGCUGUAGACUGGGUGGCCAGGAACAUGUACUGGACCGACACCGGGCGCAACACCAUCGAGGUGGCCCGCCUGGAUGGAACGAGCCGCAAAGUCCUGGUCAACAACAGUCUGGAUGAACCCCGAGCGAUUGCAGUGUUCCCAAGCAAAGGUUUCCUGUUCUGGACUGACUGGGGUCACAUUGCAAAGAUUGAGAGAUCUCACCUGGACGGCUCGGACCGAAAGGUUCUUAUCAACACCGAUCUGGGCUGGCCCAACGGGCUCACACUGGACUACGACACACGAAGGAUCUUCUGGGUGGACGCCCACCUGGACAGGAUCGAAAGUUCGGACCUGAAUGGGAAACUGCGCCAGGUCCUCGUCAGUCCCGUGUCCCACCCGUUCGCCCUCACACAGUUGAAGCCGGUGUCCUCCCCUCUAACUCCUUUCUCCCGACUCUCGCAGCAAGACCGCUGGAUCUACUGGACGGACUGGCAGACAAAGUCCAUCCAGCGGGUGGAUAAACACACCGGCCGCAACAAGGAAACGGUGCUGGCCAACGUGGAGGGCCUCAUGGACAUCAUAGUGGUGUCACCUCACAGGCAGACAGGUACCAACCUCUGUGGGGUGAAUAAUGGCGGCUGCACUCACCUCUGCUUCGCCAAGACCAACAGUUUUGUGUGCGCCUGUCCUGAUGAGCCAGACGGGCGACCCUGCUCCACCAUUUCAGGUUACAUCCCCACCUCUCCUGCCAGAGGAACCAGCAGCACUCCGGUCCCUAACAAGAUCCCCAAAGCUCCAACAGACACCCCACACGCAGGACCCUCACCUGUCAACUGCACUGACAAGACCCUAAACAUAGAAGGCUGCUUGAACAACGUGGUGACGGCUCCUCACGGAGAAGGACUUCAUAUCAGCUAUGUGAUCGGUGGAGUUCUGACCAUCCUGGCUAUUCUGAUCCUCAUCGCUGCUUUGAUAAUUUACAGACAUAAAAAGUCAAAGUUUGCCGACCCUGGAGUGAGCAACCUGACCUACAGCAAUCCCUCAUACCGGACAUCCACACAAGAGGUCAAGAUCGAGGCGUCGCAAAAGCCUCCAAUAUACAACCAGCUUCGAUAUAAGAAAGAGGGGGGCGUGGACGGAGGCUACACCAAGGAGAAGAUCCGCAUUGUGGAGGGCGUGUGUCUCCUGUCCAAUGAGGAGCUUUACUGGGACGACCUAAAACAGAUCAAGCCGUCCCGAGGCGGCCUGCACACCUGCAUGCGCACAGACACCGUGUCCCUGCAGGCCAGCAGCGCUUCGCUAGAUGACGGCGAGACGGAGCAGCUCCUCCAGGAGGAAGCGUCCGAAUGCUCCUCCAUAACCACUCUGACCCCCUCAGCCAUCACCCCACAGCGCCACGCCCAGCACAGCCUGCCCGACACCGGCUGGGCCUCCACGCGCAAGCCCUCCACCGAGAGCGAAGUGUGAAGAAGGCCCCCCCCCUCGCCCUCUGUGCUUUAUCCCAACCUCCAUUACCUAAUACACACACCUGUAUUUAUAGCUGGUACAAACACACAAAAAUAAAUAGGUACAAACACGUAACGGUUGCAUACGUAGAGUAACGGUACAGAUGAACCUGGUUAGACACAACUAAGCUCCUGUAAACACAACUUCCUGUCUCUGAAACUGGGGCUCCGUCCUACUUGUGCACACACACUCACACACAUACACAUGCAGUACAGUCCUCCAACAGUACCCUCAGUGCUACUGCCUUUAGGCAAACUGAUAAACUAAUGAGCAUGCUGGAAUAAGAACGCAAAGGACUCUGGGGAGGAAGUGAACAGAGAGACACAAGCGUUAUCUGGAGCCUUUUUAAAGGAUGCAGACUCUCAAUGCGACGAACGCUUCUCUGUGUACAACUUCACCUUUAUUUUUUUUGUGAACUUAUGUUUUUUCUCUGGACAAAGCUAGAACGACAUACUCCCUGGACGAUGUAACCACGAUGCUCUCUCUAAUGCCACUCAUGUCUUUAUGAACUCUAUUUAUGAACGUUUUUUGUACUUGUGGAGUGGGUUUGCUGACUUUCAGAAAAAUGGCGAGAGUGUUGCGUUUGUGCCGCAGGACCCGGGUAUUCAAGAGUUGUAUUUAUGACAGUGCCAAAGGGUGGGGCUUCACAGAGUCUCCAUGCUUCUUUCAUCAUUUACACGUCAAUAGAAAUGUAUCUUAAUUGGGGGAUGUUUGUUUUGUUUGACUUUACUGACUUGCCCUCACCGGUGGGAGACCUCAGCGAUGACUCCAUCUGUUUCUGAUUCCUUCUUUUACAAACUCCAACAGGUCAAGCAAGGGCUUACUGUAUGUAGCUGGUACUCUCAGUUGGUUGCAGAAGUCCAUUCAUUCUUUGUGAAAGUAACCUGAAAGGAGCCUUCUUCUUCCUUUUUUUUUUUAAAGUUGUCAUUCACCCAUUGCUGAUCCUCGGGCAUAGCAGAGGAAGCCACGAUGAAGUACCAGCCUAAGUGCCAAACAUUUCAUUCUUUUUCCUCCUUCAGCUGUAUAAUUAUUUUACUCAGAGGUUUUAAAAUGUUCGUGACAUUCUUCUUACUUGGGUUUGGUCACUCAGAUCACAGAAAAGCAUAUUGUCUCAGACAUGCACCACUAGGGCUGUUCGGCCAUGCAGAUAGUUGUGGUUUUAUUCACCCAGGUGCAAGACAUAUUGUAUGUCUCUGGGAGUUCUACUGCCCAGAAACACUGCUUUCCCAUUCCAGUCUCUCUUGGAGAUUUUCUUUAAUGGUCCUUCAACAAAUGGAUAAAUGAUACACAGCAGUGGUUCUCAACUUUUUUUUAAUGUCAAAAACCCCUAAAGUAAUACACAGACAUGCAACAAAGGACUGAGGUCUGGAAUCAAACUCAUGGCCACUGCAGCAAGGACAUAGCCUUUGUACAUGUGAUUUCCAUUUUCAACCGCUUAUCCGAAGCCGGGUCAUGGGGGCAGCAGGCUGAGCAAAGUACCCCAAACAUCCCUCUCCACAGCAACUCUUUCCAGCUCCUCCUGGGGGACCUUGAGGUGUUCCCAGGCUAGACGAGAUAUAUAAUCCCUCCAUUGUGUUCUGGGUCUGCCCUGGGGCUUUC